AUGAGUCAGUUACCAGCAUUGUAUUUAAUGAAGGUGUCUUUACAUUUAAAUACUAAAGAUGUUGUUAAGAACUUUAUUCAAGUGAAUAAGAAGUGUAAAGAAACAGUUGAAAACCUUAAAGUGACUCCUUAUUUUAUAAAUGAUGUCAGUAUAAUAUGGUUUGUUGCACAUUUUAGUCCAGAAACUGUUGAGUGCAGAAACACGAGCGGCUUACCGCUUUCUUUACUCUCUCGAGUUAGUUGUAUUCGACAUCCAGACUUCACGGAGUUGCUCAAAAGAAACGAAUUAAAUGAUACCAAUUACACAGAAGUGUUCAACAAAGUUACUCGUCUUGUUUUGUACAAUGAAGAAGACGAUGACUUGUUUUCGAGAAACGUGACAAUCAUGAUACAACACGCCAAAGACUUUUCAAAGUUGGAGUACAUAGAAGGACCAAUCGAUAUCGUCACUGAGUUCAUGGAACAAUUCACUGAGUAUGGUAAGGAGAAGUACAACAAGAUGCCCAAACGCAUACUGUUGUUGUGGAAACGUGGAGAAGCGUUGAUUUGGACGGAAGAAGUGUGCGGCUAUAUCACCAGAAUAGAGAAUUGUGUACCAAACAAUGGGGAAGUUAAAGUGUUUUCUUUGUUCAAACAACACACACCAAAUGAGGAGAGUCUCGCCAUUUUCAAAAUCACUCAAUACUGUUACGUCUUUUUGGGAAAUCAGUCGUGCAACACUUUCAUUGAAAAAAUAACACCACAAAGAGGAAUUGUUAGUAUCAAAAGUUCGAGUGGAACACGAAGCAUUAACAAAGUCAUAGAAAACUGUUAUUCCAAAGAAGUCCGGUGGAGUGUAACAAAUGACGAUAAAGAUGAAAGUGCUUACUGGGAAAUACCGAAGUGUGUGGAGUCGCUUUGCAUCUCCCCCACAUCUCUGUUUUAUCAAGCCAAAAUGUUUCAGGUCAAUAUGGAACAUCUGAAAUAUUUGACACUGAGACUGUGCAGAGGGGUCACCUUUUCAAGUGAAAUGAAAUGUCUCAAACAGAUUGUGAUGGAUCGAUGUAUGAAUGUUACUAUCAAAGAAUGUUCAAUGAAAAGUGUUGAAGAAGUGUUUUUGGACUCUUGCAAUUGUGUUAGUGUUGAAAGAACGUUAACCAAUGUCACUCGAAUGAUUUUGAAUGGAUGUGAAACAAUCAAAAUGGAAACUAAAAUGAAAAGUAUUCAUUACAUCUCUUUAAAAAGUUGUACAUUAGUAGAAUUGCCACAUUUGGUUUUGAACCGUACAACGCAUGUGAUACUUGAUUCUUACAAAGAUAUUACUUUCUUCGAACAAAGUCCGUUUGACCAACACAUUUUGGAAGAGUCAAAAACUUCAAAUCGAACACUACUUGUAUUUCCACAACAACAAAUUGAAAAGGGAGAGGUGUUCAACAUGCGUCCAUUUAUUCCGUGUUCAUUGGGAAUUGGCAUUGAAAAAGACCAAAUUGUGAAAUUUGAAAAUAUGAAGAGUCAAUUGUACGAAGUUCUUUUGUCCAAUUACUUUUACAACCAAGAGACGAUGAAAGAUCCAAUACUCAAACAAAUAAACCAAACCAGUAUCCUUAGAUAUUUUGAAGUCGAAGUAGUUGGGCAUAGUUGGGUGUCCAUCGGGUGCGUCGAUUCGUUAAGAUAUAACAAAACAAACGCGAUGCUAGGGUGGUUCCAAAGCUCCAUCGGUUAUCACUCCGAUGAUGGACACAUUUUCUAUGAAAGUGGACAACCGUGCAAUGCAAUAGCAAAACCAUAUGGUAAUGUAGUGGGUGAAGUGGAUGUAGUUGGGUGUGGAUAUGAUGUGAAAAAGCAAAGAGUGUUUUUCACGUUAAAUGGCAAUUUAAUUGCAGGGUUUCGAGUGUAUUGGAAAAACAUCAGUGCAGGAAUUGCAGUUGCUGAUGUAGGCAAAAUCACCGUGAACUACGGAGCAAAGCCUUUUGUGUACAACACAACUGAACACAAGUUAUAA
This is a messenger RNA of Entamoeba invadens IP1, 1980 nucleotides long. RefSeq lists its product as hypothetical. The record is from RefSeq and is a predicted model, not a curated record. Lineage: Eukaryota; Evosea; Mastigamoebida; Endamoebidae. The transcript has a single exon. The coding region runs from base 1 to 1980 and encodes 659 amino acids. Gene Ontology annotation, molecular function: protein binding.